Aspergillus viridinutans is the source of this 1434-nucleotide messenger RNA. Its product is annotated as IFRD domain-containing protein. The record is from RefSeq and is a predicted model, not a curated record. Lineage: Eukaryota; Fungi; Ascomycota; Eurotiomycetes; Eurotiales; Aspergillaceae. The transcript has 2 exons. Bases 1 to 1434 code for a protein of 477 amino acids.
AUGCCUGACCUACGCCGUCAGAUCUUUGAGAGCGGCAAGACCAUGUCCCGCAAGGCCGCUUCUCGCGAAGGCUCUCGCCGUCCCUCUCGCGCGGCCUCUGCUCAGAGUUCGAAACAGUCGUCUCGCAACGCCAGCAGACACCAAUCCGAUGAAGAGGACGAAGGUAAUCUCAGCGACGAGACUGCAUAUAGCCUCGGUUCCCUGGAUGACCUGGCUGACCUCCCAGAUGCUGAUACAAACGCCAACUGGCCCGAAGAGCUUGAGGAUGUCGUUGAAGAUAUCCUGGAUCGCAAACGGAGCAGUGUCCUGGCUCGAGAAGAGGCCUAUGCUGCCUUUUGCCGUCUCGCCAAAUCUCAUUACAUCGAAGAUCGUAUCCGCACCCGUGUCAUUGACCUUGUGAGCGCUUUUGCCAAGAGUAUCAAGUUUGAAAGCAGCGUGCGAGAGACAACUCUGGCGCUUCGCGCUUUGAGUCUUCUUACCAUCACUGCCUUUGACAACACCAUCUACGAAAACGUGGAGCCGCUGCUUACACGCACGAUCCGCGACUCGACUUCCCCUGUGAUCAAGGCCGCCGCAAUCCAUUGCCUGGGGGCAUGCACCAGUUUUGGUGGUGCUGGCGAAGACAGCAUUCUGGACCAGAUGACCUUUUUCCUGGACAUCAUUGCCUCCGAUGGCCAGUCAAUCGAAGCCCCUGACGAUGCGGCCACCGUCACGGCUGCUCUGCAAGAAUGGGGCUACCUCGCGACAGAAAUCGAGGACCUGGAGGCUGAAAGCGAAGAGGCGGUCCAGAUCUUCAUGGAUCAACUUAAUAGCAAUGAUCCGGCCCGGCAGAUUGCCGCUGGCGAGAAUAUCGCCCUGCUGUACGAAAAGAGCUACACACCGCAAGAGGACGACGACGACGAAGACGAGGAAGUUGAACCGGAUGAGGAGUCCUUUAUGGAUGCCGGCGACCGCGACGGGCCAAAGCUCGUUAAACGCUACAAUGCGUACCAUAACACCCACGAGUUGGAACAGCAACUCCAAUCCUUGGCUACCGUGCACAACAAGCACAUCAGCAAGCGGGAUAAGAAGAACCUGCACAGCAAUUUCGCCUCCAUCUUGACGACCGUAGAGAAUCCCCGACGCGGCCCCAUGUACAACAAGGCGAUCGACCAGGAUUCGCAUCGACAUUACGGGAGCAAGGUCCGAGUGAAGAUUGGAAGGGAAGGGGUCAUGAGCAUCGACCGUUGGUGGAAGUGGAUUCGACUCAACUCUCUCCGACGAGUUCUCCAGGGAGGAUUCGCGGUACACUACUUUGAGGGCAACCGCGCCGUCCUGGACAGUCUGCCGCUGAUGGUGGGUGCGCCACCAUCCGAUCGUGGGAGCGCCAGAAAAUCAACGAAGCCCCGGAAUAAUCACCGAUGGGCUGUUCAUGAUCAGUCAGACGAGGAUUGA